CUCAGAGCCUCAGCCAUGCCCACGCUCACCCUGUGCCUACUAUGCGUCCUGGCCACGGCCGCCCGGCCUGCCUCUGCCGCUCCCGUUAGGGGCCUGGAGCCGGCCCAACACGAGGAGCUGACCCUCCUCUUCCACGGUGCCCUGCAGCUGGGUCAGGCCCUCAACGGUGUGUACAGGGCCACGGAGGCACGGCUGACAAAGGCUGGGCACAGCCUGGGCCUCUAUGGGCGUGCGCUGGGCCUUCUGGGGCAGGAGGUCAGCCGGGGCCAGGAUGCAGCCCAGGAGCUACGCACAAGCCUGCUGGAGAUGCAGAUGGAGGAGGAUGCCCUAAAGCAGCAAGCAGAGGCCACGGCCCGGGCACUAGGGGAGGUGGCCCAGGGACAGCAGGUGCUACGGGAGAGCAUGCAGCGGCUGGAAGUCCGGCUGAGAGGUGCUUGGCUGGGCCAUGCCCAGCAGGAAUUUGAGGCUUUAAAGGCCCACGCAGACAAGCAGAGCCACAUCAUAUGGGUGCUCACAGGCCAUGUGCAGCAACAGAGGCGGGAGAUGGUGGCCCAGCAGCAUCGACUACAACAGAUCCAGGAGAGACUCCAUACAGCGGCACUCCCGGCUUGAGUCUGCCUGGGGGGCGGAACUGAGGACCAGUCUACACUGAGGGAUGCUGCCAUGGCCGUGGCUCCCACACAAGGAGGAGCUGCCUGCCCCUUGGGGUCGCCAGGGCGCUGGGCCCUGCUUCUGGCCUGGAGAAGAGACAGAAGCAGGCGGGGACACAGGCAGAGGACAUGGCGCUGUUGAGGAGAUGGGGCAGGACAUGGGACCCUUCCCAUGUAUACACCCCUCCAUUAAAGCGGAGUAGAUACUUUGGCUGUCUGUGAGUGUCUGGGAGAAAAAGUACCUUGCUCUGUAAGAUGCCAUGACUAUCCCCCAUUCAAAUGCCCAGCUGGGCCUCAGGGGCUGUACCUGUAGCUCGUGUGGGGGGCAUAGACCUCACGGGCAGGGAACUCCAGGAUCUCCUUGGUGGGCCGGCCUCUGGGGUCUGGGUAGGGCUUGACAUGAAGCAGCUCCGGGGAGAGGCAGAAGUGUGGAUUCUCAGGGGCCGGGGAAAUGUCGAUCUUGAGCUGGGCUGGGGAGAGAGGGGAGUGUUUGCAAGGGCCUGGGAGCUUCCAACCCCUUUCCCACCCUCUGGGCUUUAGGGUGGGGGGCUCUGACGUCUCCAUGAUGCCCUCUAGUGGCUGUCCUUCAGGAGCUAAACCCAGAAGUCACCUCUGCUUGCUGUAUCUUGCCUCCACAUUCGAUCAGCUCCACCCUGGGGACCCCCGUCCCCACUGACACCGUGUCCCCCAUCUCACCCACUGUCUUAUGUUUCUUGUCUGUGACGCCCAUUAAAGAUCCAAUCCCUGGGGCGCCUGGGUGGCUCAGUCGUUAGGGGUCUGCCUUCAGCUCAGG
Lutra lutra (Eurasian river otter) is the source of this 1443-nucleotide messenger RNA. It is a transcript of the gene ANGPTL8, whose product is annotated as angiopoietin like 8. The record is from RefSeq and is a predicted model, not a curated record. The coding region runs from base 16 to 612 and encodes 198 amino acids. The transcript is spliced from 4 exons. Lineage: Eukaryota; Metazoa; Chordata; Mammalia; Carnivora; Mustelidae. Gene Ontology annotation, biological process: triglyceride homeostasis; regulation of lipid metabolic process.